AAAUAAAUAAAAGAAAAUAAAUAAAUACCUCGCCAACAGCUUCAAGGAAAUCGAAGGCAACGCGAAACGCCCCGUUACAGUUCGAAAGAGCAGAGCGAAUAACAAAUUGGAUUGAACGGGGUGUUUUUUUGAUUUCCAAAACACUAGAUAAUUGAUUAUUGACCAUUAUCAUCCUAUAAACAAUCAUCAAGUACUUUAAAUUAGAUCUUUGAUUUGGAUCUUCAUUUUUGAAUCUACAAAAAUAAUAAUCAUCAAUUUAGGGAUUCAUUUCAACCAUGGAUAGCAUAAUGAGCAAACUUCGAAAUCUCGACGCGUAUCCUAAAAUCAACGAAGAUUUCUAUAGUCGCACGCUUUCAGGCGGUGUCAUCACUCUCGCUUCUUCCAUUCUCAUGCUCUUGCUUUUCUUCUCCGAGCUUCGGUUGUAUCUUCAUGCCGCAACUGAAACUAAGCUUAUUGUAGAUACUUCUAGAGGAGAAACGCUGCGUAUCAAUUUUGAUGUUACAUUUCCUGCACUAGCGUGUUCUAUACUUAGUCUUGAUGCCAUGGACAUAAGCGGGGAACAGCAUCUAGAUGUAAGACAUGAUAUAAUCAAGAAAAGAAUAGACUCUCAUGGCAAUGUGAUAGAAACAAGGCAAGACGGAAUUGGUUCUCCCAAGAUUGAAAAGCCCUUGCAAAGACAUGGAGGUAGGCUUGAGCAAAAUGAGACUUAUUGUGGAUCCUGUUAUGGUGCUGAGUUGUCAGAUGAGGAAUGUUGUAAUUCAUGUGAAGAAGUUCGGGAAGCAUAUCGAAAGAAAGGUUGGGCGCUCUCAAAUCCGGAUGUAAUUGAUCAGUGCAAAAGAGAAGGAUUCUUACAAAGAAUCAAGGAAGAAGAAGGUGAAGGAUGCAAUGUAUAUGGCUUCUUGGAAGUAAAUAAGGUUGCAGGCAAUUUCCAUUUUGCUCCUGGGAAAAGCUUUCAGCAAUCUGGUGUACAUGUACACGACCUGCUGGCUUUUCAAAAGGAGUCCUUUAAUUUAAGUCACCACAUCAACAGAUUAGCCUUUGGAGACUAUUUCCCCGGUGUUGUGAACCCUCUUGACCGUGUGCAUUGGACGCAAGAAACACCAACUGGGAUGUAUCAGUAUUUUAUUAAGGUUGUGCCUACUGUGUACACUGACGUGAGUGGGCAUACUAUCCAGUCAAACCAGUUCUCUGUGACAGAACACUUCAGGACAGGAGAUGUUGGCCAUUUCCAGUCCCUCCCUGGAGUUUUUUUCUUCUAUGACCUUUCUCCGAUUCAGGUUACUUUUACAGAAGAACAUGUCUCAUUCUUACAUUUUCUUACUAAUGUGUGCGCCAUAGUUGGAGGUAUAUUCACAGUUUCUGGAAUACUCGAUUCAUUUAUCUAUCAUGGCCAAAAGGCUAUCAAGAAGAAAAUGGAACUUGGUAAAUUUAACUGAUAGUUCUUCUCUCAGCACGUACCUUGCUGUUGUUGUACUUUCCACUGAAUCGCUCUGAAAAAUCUAUUCAAGAGAAGAUCAACCAGUGAAUGAAAUUCCCUGUGGGGUUCCCUUUUGUCCUUAGAUGUUGUCAUCAAUGAAGGUUGAAAUGCGUAAUCAUAUCGUGUACAACAAAGGGCACUUUGCCAUGAUUCAAAUAUUUUCUGAAACAGCUCUGAUGACGUGGUUCAUGUGAAAUUGUGAAUGUUACAUACUUUUUGGAAAGUAAAGGGACUUUCAUUUAUAGCCAUGUACUUGCAGAACUCCUUUCCAGAACCAUUAAAAGGAAAUGCAAUAGGAAACUUUUAAUGGAAAAUGAUUAUCUAAAGAGCGAUAGUUAUGCAGCUGCACUUUAUUUGAUGUUUUGAUGUGAAGAAGCUUUUGUUA
Molecule: messenger RNA, 1862 nt
Organism: Cicer arietinum (chickpea)
Lineage: Eukaryota; Viridiplantae; Streptophyta; Magnoliopsida; Fabales; Fabaceae
Cellular component (GO): endoplasmic reticulum; COPII-coated ER to Golgi transport vesicle
Source: RefSeq, a predicted model, not a curated record